Molecule: messenger RNA, 1089 nt
Organism: Macrosteles quadrilineatus (aster leafhopper)
Lineage: Eukaryota; Metazoa; Arthropoda; Insecta; Hemiptera; Cicadellidae
Exons: 7
Coding region: 74-949 (291 amino acids)
Source: RefSeq, a predicted model, not a curated record
AAUGCCAUUUGACUGCACAGUGUGUUGCAUUACAUUGACUGAUAUUUAAGAAGUGGAUUAUAUUACUUUUAACAUGUGGUUCAUUUUCACGGUAGCGCUGUAUUUUUCACUGACGCCAGUAAAAGCGUGUGAACAAUUUGAAUUUUCAACAAUUGAGGUCUUACAAAGAUUUUUGUGGAAACGAACGACCUUACCAAUAACUACAAACGUUGCAAUGGAUGAGGGAUGGCAAAGUGUUGGGCGCGAUUCGACUUACAAUUUGGAAAUAUACCGGUACACAAACGUCAACAACUUCUUCAUACUCUUCUAUGGUAAUAAACUUGUGGGAGUUGGACUUGUGCACGCAGCAGACUCAGAUCCUAGCUUUUUCAGUUGGUCAAGUACUUUCGGAAAUGGAUACAUGUUCAAACAUACAGUGACUGUGGACCAGAAGAAUAUAGGAUACGCAAUGGUUCUCUUUGUAAAUCCAGAUGAACUAAAGCAAGAAGCGACACCAAUCUGUUUCACUAAAUUCAUACAUUUUGAAGGAACAAAAAAUGGAGAUUGGCAUAAAGUUUCCAUUUUCGAGAAUGGAAUUCAAAAUGUUGAACCAAGAAUGAAAAAACAAGGCUGCAAGAAUAGGUUUGGUCACUACUAUUUCUACAGCCUAGAAGAUAAAACUACAUGCAGUAGAGUCCACGGGUUCUACUGUUUCUAUGGUGAUAACGGAGAGAUGAAUGGGUUUGGAGUGUUCACCGAAGGAAUGAGUGUUCUCAAUGAGCCAAACGAUCAUCCGCACCCAGUAAUAGUAUUUUGGCCCUGUGCUGAUGUCAAAGAAAUAGUGACUCAUAAUGCAAAAUGUAUGGACAAGAAAGCGUCUGAAGGCUAUGUUACUACUGUUAUCUACCUAAAAGAAGACGAGGAAACUGUCAAAUUCAAGUGCAACAAACAAGUUGCUCAUUCACCCUAACCAGCCAUUUUAGUUUUAAUAUAAGAAAAAUAUAAAAGGGCUGUUUGGAAAAACCACUGGUCAGUUAUAUCUUUGACUAUAGAUAAAACUUCACUAUUCAAUAUUCAAUGGUUAUAAAUAUAAAAAUAUAUGUCAAUAAA